This is a messenger RNA of Cucurbitaria berberidis CBS 394.84, 231 nucleotides long. RefSeq lists its product as uncharacterized. Gene Ontology annotation, cellular component: vacuolar proton-transporting V-type ATPase, V0 domain. NCBI's taxonomy places the organism in Eukaryota, Fungi, Ascomycota, Dothideomycetes, Pleosporales, Cucurbitariaceae. The record is from RefSeq and is a predicted model, not a curated record. Bases 1 to 231 code for a protein of 76 amino acids. Gene Ontology annotation, molecular function: proton-transporting ATPase activity, rotational mechanism. Gene Ontology annotation, biological process: proton transmembrane transport; vacuolar acidification. The transcript is spliced from 2 exons.
AUGGCCAACGGCUGGGCGCCCUUCAUCGGCCUCGUAAUCGUUGUCAUUUUCUGCAUUGCGGCGUGGUUUCUAGCUCCCAAAGGCGAGAAUCAGACCGUCUGGCGAUCUACACUGGUACUCUCAGCGGCCGCCAUGUACAUCAUGUGGGCGAUAACGUUCCUCGCGCAAUUACACCCUCUUAUCUCGCCGGUACGAAGUCAUCUGCGACCGGAAUUAAAUGGCGGACGCUAG